CGCAUCAUUACCUCUCGCAUAGACUGAACAAUUCGCCUCCUCAAUGUAUUACACUUUUAAAUAUCUGAGAUAAAAAUGGAGAAGGAUAUCAAAUUAUUUUGUCGGAUUUUUCUUUUGGGUCAUUUGUUCAUGGCUGAAUGUCAGAUAUUGAGUUCGCCCGGUCCACAAGUAGUAUGCGUGGGGGAAGAUGUGGAUCUAGAUUGGGUAUACGGUGACGCUGAUGACAUUCUGUCGGUUGCUUGGAGUUUCAUUCAAAAGUCUUCAACUUUGACACAGAUUAUGUCUCAAGAACUUGGUGGAGAUACGGAAGUGCAUAACAAUUUCAAUAUUUUUUAUAAGACUAAUGGUGGUGUUACUUUGGCAUCGGUGACAAGAGCAAACUCGGGAACUUAUAUUAUUAUCGUAAAUUACUUAUCUGCUUCAUCAGAUAAUGAUACUGUUUCCGUAGCUGUCAAAGAUACAACAACAACUACAACACCACUGCCAACAACAACAAGAUCACUACCAGCUACAACUACACUAGCUACAACAAUGCAUGUAUCUGGUUGUACUUCAAUAACAACUAAGUAUGUAAUACCUGGAAAUAAUGUCACGUUACAGUUUCAAGCAAGGACAGUUAACUCUUUAGAUUCAUCUGUAGUUGUAACCAACCAAAUACUGUCUAAUAAAAACUUUCCAUUACUAUCAGCGCUUUAUAAAAAUGGUGCAAAUACUUUCAUAAGUGCCUGUAACAAUUGUACAUUUACCGGCAAUGCUGAAACAGGAGACCUCUCUAUCAGACUUUACAACUUGCAAAAAUCAGAUGGAGGAAGAUACAAACAUUCGGUGACUCAGGGUAUACAGCAGUUGGAAGGAUGUGUAGAUGUGUAUAUCUUAGAUACAAUAACUGAAACAACUACAAUAUCUUCAACGUGGGGUCAUGGUAUUCUGAAACAAAUUUAUAUUAAAGACAACAAGGUACCUGUUAAAGGUGGAGAAAUCCAAAUUGGUUGUGACAUUGUACACUUUAGCGAUGCAGACACUGUCAGGGUGUAUAAGACUGACUCCAUCCCCACUUCAGAUUUAACAACUGCUCAAUCCUUAGCCAAUUGUUACCCAACAAGUUGUUUUGGAACACAACCCAGACAUAAAUUCAGCUCUAGCAACAGUGGCGUUACAAUUAAAAUCACUAAUCUUCAUAGCUCUGACGACAAGAAAUAUUGGACUUGUGUCGUGAAUAACCAGCAAAUGUACAUGCAGCUAACCGUGUAUUAUUUCAGAUCUGACAUGUACACAAGUACAACAAAGACAAAUUAUACAAUGGCAAUAAUUCUUGGGGCUGUAUGCAUUGCCGUGUUGAUCUAUGCAACAGGUGUAACAAUUAUGUAUAAACGGAAAACCAAAAAAGAAGGAACUACAUCAAAUUCUGCAAAUGGAACCUACGUGAAUGAAAACUUGGGAAAUAUCUCUGAUGUAAGAAUGGCACAACAUGAUGCAAAUGAAUCAACAUCAUUACCUUCACCACUAUAUACAGAGUUGGCACAUUAUUCCAAUGAAAGGACAACAUAUGAACGCUUACAAAAUUGAAUAGGAAAAUUAUUUUUCCAUUUUCGCUAACUGGAAGAACAAUUUUCUCUUAUCUCCGUAUACAAAUAAUGGACUGUACAAAUGUCUGAUGUAGUAAUGAUGGUAGUUUACCAACACUUGAUAUCAUAGAACUAGGCUCAAAUCAUGCGUUAACGCGUUGUCUCCAUCUAAAUAUGAAAAAUUUUGCAUUGGACAAAAGUAUCGUUAUAUAAUGGAUUGCAAUGUCAUAAAAUAUCUGUAUUAUUUUCAAUCUUUUGGUUUUUUACCUUAAACAAAAAACAAGAAAAAAAUUUCGUUUUCAAGAAAUUUAAAUGUAUAAAUCUUCAAUAAUAUUGUAUUUUUCUUGUAAAAUGCUUGAGAUAGUGAUGUGCAGACAUUGUUUUCGGUUUCAUAACUUUUAUAACCACCUUUUAAAAAAGAUAAGCAUGGUCACACAUUUUGUUAGAUUUUGUAACGGGCCUGAUGCCUUUUAUGGCUUUUCAAAUACGUUUAUUCUCGAAUCUAUGGCUUUUUUGAUGAUCAUUUGCUUAUUAAAGUUUAUCCAUCGUUUGAGCAGAAAAUUUUUAAUUAAAGUCCAAGACAUAUUAAUGAUAAACUAUUACGAUUGUAAUCGAACUCUUUUUAUAUUUAUUAUUAUAUAGAUAGGACUUCUUAUGUCGGAUUCCUGGCACAAUUGUUGGUUAACUCAUCUUACAACAUUGAUUAAAGCGUGCACGUUCUGUCACAGUAUACCACGUGUACGACGUAAUGUCAUAUGUCUAUGUCAUAAAGCUCCCCCUUUAAUUUCAAUUUUCACAACUGCGCAGAUCUGAACGUAGGUAUUUUAUUCCUCUUUACGUAAGGAAUGUACAGCUGCCAUUCCUUCGCAGUCACUUUACGCGUUCGUAAAACCUUGAUUAUAGUUUAUGUUGACGGGAUGCUAUGUGUCAUGUGUGUCGAUUUUUUAUAUUCAAAGCAUGUGUUUUGUUUCGUUUCAAAUAGUGAUAUUGCAUAUUUUAAACUGUUCAACAGAAUUGCUAAUGUUUCAGGGUUUGUUUUAAUCUCAAAAUUAUGAAACGUUUUUGGUUGACCAAAGGAAGGUAAUCCAAGUUACCUCUAGUUGCUAUACCUAUUUGAUAGUUUCCCUUCGACAAGAGGAUAAACACAUUGAAAUGACUUUCUUUAUCCAGAUUGGCUUGCUUCUGAUGAAUACAAUACAAUGUUCUAAAUAAAUUGGUAAACGUUGGAAAGUAUGAACUGCACAUUUGUACUAUUUGCUUUUUUUAAAUGUUAUGCGCGAGUGUGUCCAGUUUUUUAGUAUUAAUGCUAACUCUAAUAUAUGAGCUUGUAUCUAACUGCGUAACAACGAUUUGUUAUGUUCUGUCGAUUUUGCUGUUCCUAGCAAGUAAGGUACAAAUAUGUUUGAUUCAUGUAUUUAAGGCACAUUAUGCCUCAAUAACCAUACUCUAUUUUUUCCAUACAAACACUAUUUCACCAAAAUUAUACCAAUUGCUAACAGAGGAACGAAAGCAAAAUAUACUUAACCUAUAUAGCAAACAUGAGUAGGAAAAUACCAACAACAAAAUAUUUAAAAAAAUGAAAUGAUAGCAUACCUGAGGCAUAAUAGGCCUUUGAAUACUGUCAAUUAUAUUUGUCAUUUAUAUGAGACGAAAUGUUGUGUAUUUAAAAAUAUUCAUGAUUCAUAUUCAACAAUGACUAACAGAGACUUUGUGUUUUGUGGCGAAUUACCACGUGCCAUUUAAUAAGCGACAACGCAGUUCAUCGACGUCGCAAAGAAGUCAACAUGGCUAAAAAUAUAAAAUUGUCUUUUGGGUAAAAAUAUGUUGUACAGGUGGCAUGUAUCCAUAGAUAAGUUCUAUAUAUUUUUUUUAAAUAUGAAUUUGGAUUCCUAGUUAUCAUAGAACUGUAUCAGAGUGUUUUUUAACCUGAAUAAAAUCA
This is a messenger RNA of Ruditapes philippinarum (Manila clam), 3504 nucleotides long. RefSeq lists its product as uncharacterized. Lineage: Eukaryota; Metazoa; Mollusca; Bivalvia; Venerida; Veneridae. Bases 76 to 1566 code for a protein of 496 amino acids. The transcript has 9 exons. The record is from RefSeq and is a predicted model, not a curated record.